AUGCCUUCAUCAAUCAACGACGUCUGCAGGAAUGUCGCCAUGGUUAGCUGUCCAAUGCUCGGCAGCGACGAGGGUAUCGAGCCUAUCUGCUACGCCCGCAACGUCGUUAUCGGUGGCACGCUCAUCUUCCAACCAGCGACAUGCUUCAUUCAUAUAGUGGCAAUAUUUAUGACUGCCAUUAUGCUCUAUCACAUACGCACAAAGUAUACCGCAAUUGGUCGCAAGGAAAUAACUCUUUUUUUCUAUCUUUACGGCGUUUGUGAACUUAUCGCUCUCUUUCUCGAUAGCUCGAUUAUACCAACAUACCACGAAGCUUAUCCGUGGUUCACUGCUAUAUAUAUGGGACUGACGACAGCCAUGUUCUGGUGUCUGCUCGUUAACGGCUUUAUUGGAUUUCAGGUGGUUGAAGAUGGGACGGCGUUGAGCGUAUGGUCACUGCGCGUGUCUUCAUUUGUCUUAGGCGCACUCUCUUUCUUUGUUCACAUCGCUACGUUCAAAUCUGUACCUGGAUUCGAUCGCAGCAAUCCUAUCGCAAUUUCCGUCUUCACAUUUAUCCUGCAUAUCAUCUGCGUAGGAAUUUAUGUUAUCACUCAGCUCAUACUGGUCAUACGGACACUGGAUGACAGAUGGCCAAUCACUAAUAUCGUAUUCGGCGUUGGCUUUUUCGUUAUUGGUACAGUCGUCACCUUUGGGUUUAGCGUAAAGGUUUGUAAUGCCGUCGAUCAUUAUAUCGAUGGACUAUUUUUCGAGACACUUUGCUACCUGCUCAGUGUUAUGAUGGUGUACAAAUACUAUGAUGCCAUUACAAGAGAAGAUCUUGAAUUCAGUGUGGGUUCUAAAGGGACGGUAUGGGAAGUGAAGGAUACGAACGCGGUACAGGAUACACAACAAAGUGAUACAAAAUAUCCACCAACAACCAACAACUAA
Messenger RNA from Wallemia ichthyophaga EXF-994, 927 nucleotides. RefSeq names its product Chitin synthase export chaperone. NCBI's taxonomy places the organism in Eukaryota, Fungi, Basidiomycota, Wallemiomycetes, Wallemiales, Wallemiaceae. Gene Ontology annotation, biological process: protein folding. The transcript has 2 exons. Gene Ontology annotation, cellular component: endoplasmic reticulum membrane. The coding region runs from base 1 to 927 and encodes 308 amino acids. The record is from RefSeq and is a predicted model, not a curated record.